AUGCCACAACCCUACAAAUCAGUGCCAAUCACGAUUCAUCGUAGCCAAAGUCACACUCCAAGUAUGAUUGUGAAUGCGAAAAAGUUGCUCAGCGAUCAUCCUCAACUUAUCGAUUGUCCUCGAUGCAAAGUGAGUACUAUGAGGGUCAGGCUGGUAGUUGUGUACUAGAGGAAGAGAAGAGGAAUGGCUUUAGAUUGGACUUGUAAUGAGACUAGCACAGGCCUGUGAAGGAGCCGGGCUUAGUUUUAUAGCUUGCAUUUGAAAAGUAGGUAUAAGAAGAUACAAGUGAUAUAAACCUAAUUUAUGUUGUUAUACUUCAGCACCACGGUGAAACAGUUAUGGUGUACAAAAAUGGAAUGAUGACAUGGCUGACGUUUGUUGGUAUAUGUUUGGCCAGUGUACUAAUCAUUCCGUUGUUCUUCACCUGGGUACCUUUUGUCAUCGACUCGUUUCGGGAUGUUGAACAGUGAGUUUUUUGUGACUAAAGUAGAACUUUACUAUAAAAAAUUACCAAUUUGUUUGUUGUACAGUGGUUUUGUUAUAUGAGUUCGUUAUACAGUUUUACUUUACAAAAUACUUUUUUUUAUUUUUAUGUUUAAUUUCAAUAUACUGAGGCACUAAAUUAUUAUAUCGCGGUAUUAUGUUAGUAUAUUGAGGUACUAUGUUAACUAUGCUGGUAUAUAGCAUAUACUAUGUUAAUAUUGGCAUUUUAUUUUCAUUUUGAUUUGACGUUUGUAACUUUUUAAAAUUUGAAAAACUUUUAAAUUAUUUCAAAAUUUUUUAAAAAUCAUCAUUUUAGUCACUGCCCCAACUGUAAUGCCUGGGUUGGAACGUACCGAAGGAUCGGUCGUAGUACGUAA
Messenger RNA from Bursaphelenchus okinawaensis, 860 nucleotides. Lineage: Eukaryota; Metazoa; Nematoda; Chromadorea; Rhabditida; Aphelenchoididae. The record is from the annotation of a GenBank genome assembly.